AUGAAUAAUGGUAAUUCUGGAGGCACGGAUUUUGUAAAGAAACUGUACAAAAUGUUAGAAGAUGAUACAUAUAACGAUAUUGUUUGUUGGGGGGUUGACGGUAAUAGUUUUGUUGUCAAGGAAAUCGACGCAUUCACGAAAACAAUCCUUCCUCGACAUUUUAAACAUACUAAUUUCGCAAGUUUUGAUCCACGAAUGGGGAGGUAA
Entrophospora sp. SA101 is the source of this 207-nucleotide messenger RNA. The record is from the annotation of a GenBank genome assembly. NCBI's taxonomy places the organism in Eukaryota, Fungi, Glomeromycota, Glomeromycetes, Entrophosporales, Entrophosporaceae.